AUAUUAUAUAUCUACUACUUUCAGAGAUGGGUCGGAGGGGUCCGGAGUGCACUGUAUGUGAAAGCCAAAAUUAUAUUCUUAGAAAUGGAUUUUACUUUUGCACAAUGUGUCAAACACAGUCUCAGGAGCUGGGGGCUGAGAUGGUUAUUGAUGAAGAUGGUAUGUAUGCUAUGGGAAUGAUAUUUGUAUACCAGGAGCUGGGGGCUGAGAUGGUUAUUGAUGAAGAUGGUAUGUAUGCUAUGGGAAUGAUAUUUGUAUACCAGGAGCUGGGGGCUGAGAUGGUUAUUGAUGAAGAUGGUAUGUAUGCUAUGGGAAUGAUGAACAAGACACUCAGAAUUGGAGAAAAGGAACCAAAUUCCAAGACGAGAAAAACCGCAGAGGUUGACCGUUGGAGUACUGCUGAAGGGUUGACCCAUAUUUUGGCCCAUUGGGUUGACCAGCUGGAGAGCUACGGGUUUAAGAAUAUUCGGCAGCCGGCGCUCGAUGUUUGGUCCCGAUAUCUCAAAAGCCUCGGCGUUGCCUUUCUCCCUCCAAAAGGUGAAAUGAAUGAGGAUAGAAGAUCUGUGUCCACCAUGAACUAUCGAGAUAAAUGGCUGUUUUUUGGUGGUCCUGCAAACCUUGUCGAACCUAGAGUCAUCUCAAGGAAUUUGAAGCGGAAAGGAGAUCAGGUUGAUCAUGAAUAUAAUGAUGAUGAUGAUGAUGACGAUUAUGAAGGAUUAACGGAAAGACAAAUAUUUAAACAAAGGGACAAGAAACGUCGAGCUUUCUACAAGUCCUUUUCGGCGAGCUUUGUCGCUGGCGACACACCGUCAAAACUGUCUACAGAAAAAAAUGAAAGAAAACGGAAAGAACUGGAAGAUUUGGAAGAGCACGAAGAGCAUACCGAGAAUGAAGAGCAUGAGGGGCAUGCAGAACAUGAAGGACAUGAAGUGCCCAAUGAGCAAGAUGAUGACAAAGAAGAGGAGGAUUAUGAAAACCACGAAGAACGGAUUGAACCAGAACAUCAGAAAAAAGAGGAAUAUACUGUAAAGGAUUCCGUUCAGGAAGAACAAGAGGAGGAUAUACAAAAUGAUCAAGAAGAACACCAAGACCAAGAACUGGAAUACGAGGACCAAGAGGAAGAAAAUCAGCAAAGUGUGAAUGACUCUCUAUUCUCUGACGGGUCCGGACGGAGUAAUUACGAACUCCUGUCGGACCUGGAGUCCCUCGUGAGCAGGAGUAGUCUGGAGUACUCCGGAACCGACAAAUUAGAAACCUGGAUUCAUCUAAGCCUGGAGAACUUAAAAGCUGUUCUGGUUUUAGCUGCUACUUGCGUCCCAGGAACUGAUUUAAACACGUCUGAUAUAGCCUACAUGUUUAGUAGUGAGAUGCUUAUUAAUAGUACAUCACUUCAGGCUCUACCAGAAUCUUACAAGCUUAUGGCAUCAGAGAGAAGGUUUUAUUCAGGAUUCAAAUCGGGGAUUGUAUUUGAGAAGGAGGAGAACUUAAGAUCCAAAGCUUUGAAGCUUGCUUCUUUCGUCGGUUUAACGAACAAUAAAAGACUUGUUCUGUCUACACACGACUGUACGCGGAGUACCUUGGAUCGAUAUGUGGAAGACCUAAGCCUACCAGAAUAUAUAUCAACAGAGAUCAUCAGAAUAUUCUCAAAAUGUGAUUUACUUAGCCUAACCUGCCGUGUUCCUGCUUACUCCUGUACUAAUCCAACAUGGAUAGACUGCGCCCUUCCAUCCGUCUCCGCCAGAAUCCUUGCCCUCAUCCUGGUAACUUUAAAGUUCUACUGUGGGUUAGACGGACAACAGGAGUAUAUUCACGACCACAACGCCAAAACCCUGAAUAAGAAGUUGGUCGGGGAGGACAGGAAAUUCUUCAAUGUAUUAGACUGGAUUAGAAAAUCAAAACUAAGAUUAGAUUACUUGACGGCUGACGAUUUUGUUAUGAGAGAACAAUUUAGAUCGAUGAAAGGACCCGGAACUCCUGCUCCAACCCUGAGAUCUAUGGAUGAGAGUAGAACUGUUCUAGAGAAUACAGCUCGCAAACAACAUAACACAAAAUCAAAUGUAUUUGAUGGUUUGAAAUAUGUUGUAACUGUUCUGGGAGCCGAACCUUUAGCACAAAAAGAGAAAAUGAAAACCCUGCAACCGUUGAAGGAGAAGACGGCCGCACUUAUCCACGAAACUAAGAACAAGAGAUUGGCCUCUAGUCUGAAUGACCUAAUGGCUAUGACCUCCGAGGAUAUGUCAAUAUAUUGCAAGGUUUGUGGAUUUUUUAAAGUGUACAAAACUUUAUGUGUAUACCAAUACCGUCUUUAUAUUGGUUAAUAGUUUUCAAUAAUA
Molecule: messenger RNA, 2333 nt
Organism: Eurytemora carolleeae
Lineage: Eukaryota; Metazoa; Arthropoda; Copepoda; Calanoida; Temoridae
Exons: 19
Coding region: 27-2318 (763 amino acids)
Biological process (GO): RNA polymerase I preinitiation complex assembly; nucleolar large rRNA transcription by RNA polymerase I
Cellular component (GO): RNA polymerase transcription factor SL1 complex; RNA polymerase I core factor complex
Molecular function (GO): RNA polymerase I core promoter sequence-specific DNA binding
Source: RefSeq, a predicted model, not a curated record